Molecule: messenger RNA, 2340 nt
Organism: Aspergillus affinis
Lineage: Eukaryota; Fungi; Ascomycota; Eurotiomycetes; Eurotiales; Aspergillaceae
Product: N-alpha-acetyltransferase 35, NatC auxiliary subunit
Exons: 8
Coding region: 1-2340 (779 amino acids)
Biological process (GO): N-terminal peptidyl-methionine acetylation
Cellular component (GO): NatC complex
Source: RefSeq, a predicted model, not a curated record
AUGCGAGUCACCUCGCAGUCCGUCGUCCCACGCGACAUCACCGAAGAGCUCACUGCUGCUGCGUCAACUCUGCAAACCGGCCAACUCGUCAAAGAUGAAUACUUUACGCUGUUCGAGGCAGUGGGUGCGCUGGAGAUCAUGGACUCCAGAAUGGACAGCGGAUACCUUGGACCCGGAGAGAACAACGCACAGGCCCUAGAGGACGACUACGAUAUCAUGCGGGAGCUGGCUCCGGAGGAGGUCAUUGGGAUCAUGGACGAGCUGCUUUUCCACGAGAUGACAUGGCACAAGGGCCACCCGCUCUCGCUGACCCUCUUUACCUCCCUCUACCUCGAUAACCUAUUAUGGCCCGUCCCCAAAUCUCUCGAAGAAGCCCAUUUUAGUCGUCACCAGCCCGGCGGGAACAAGGCGGAAACAGGACUGGUGCAUGGAGUGCUGCGCGCAUACUGUCUUGCGCUGGUGAAAUGUUGCGAUUUUGUGCAUUCGCGAGUGGCGGCUGAGUACUACUACGAGGAGGAGGACUUCGUCGCGCAACUCUACAAUCGCAACCUGCUCUCGCAAUUCGACGUACAUUACUUUCUCAAUCUGUUGGACCGUGCGAUCUCGUGGAUCGACGAGCAAGAGGCAAGGGUGGACGAGACUAUCAAAGAGGCGAUUAAAUGCCGUCUUACAUUCCGGCGCCACUUUCUUCUGGGCCUGAAUCAGGAUAUCAAUGUUAUAGAAACUCGGUCCGCCGAACACUUCAUGUCCUGUUUAUCCAAAUUGGACACGCUCACCAAAACCGUGUCCCUGGGAAAAUCGGUCCCUGAGGCAUUCAGUUGGAAAAUUCAACGGAAACUGGCCAGCACCGUGCCUCCUCGUCCGAUGGUGAAGAUUAGCUCUGACGAUGCGCUGGCGCAUCUGAAACGGUUGUGCCAGGAUGCCAUUGACCUACUAGGACUUCUUGAUUACCGAGGACCGUACAACGUCAAGGUGACUAUUUGGACGCUGUUGGCCCGAAAACCCCAGCCAUCUGUAUAUAUCCGAUCUCUUCUGCAAACAAUCAUCGUGAACAAAACAACCGUGCUUGGAGCGAUUCCGGUGAAGCAGUUCCUCUACGACGAGCUAGGGGAACUGGUUCUUCCUACCAGCACGCUGCUACAAGCCAGCACGGACGAGACCGAGAUGCCGACCGACCCCCGCUUCCAGAUUGCCCAGCAUAUGGACGCUUUUGUCAAACGCUUCGCUCAGCCCUUCGUGGAUACUUUCCGAAGCGCCUGUCUGAAUCGCUGCCGUAUCCGCCGAACGGUCUGCCAUACCAUCCUUGACUGGGACAACCUGCAAAUGGAGGCCGAAGACCUUGACGAACAGCUUCGCACUCUAAGCAACGAGCCCCCUCUGGUCCUCUCCAACGGGGACACCACAUACUCCUAUCCUCUCAGCAGCUGGGCCUACCACCAGAAACUGAACCAAUUCCGCCUGAUCCUGCAACUGGGCUUCGAGCUCUCGAUCUACUCGCCCGAAGAACUACCGGGAAUGUACUGGUACCUCUCGCACAUCUGCUCCACGCACCUGGGCCACAUCGACCGCAUCCGCACCUUCACCGUCGGCACAGCGAAACGCAACCUAACCGGACUCGCGGGCAAGAAGCGCCAAGCGGCCGAGCGACACGCCGUACUCCAGAGAUCGCUACGCCUGCUCGAGCGCCUAACGACGCAGAUCGUCGCCGUCGACGCAUUCGCCAUCGCCCUGCACGCACUGUAUGUGCUCCUCGCGCGCCACAAGGUUCUCCCAAACGCCGCCUCCCCGACACAGUCGUACGCCCGCGAUCGGCUGCGCUAUGAACUGCGCAUGAAACCCUUCAUCCCCAUCACGUUACCAGAGCUGGUCCCGUUCGAGGAAUACCACCGCGAAGCCACGCUGGACGGCGACUCGGAUGCCACGGUACUGGAGCGCGCCACCAAGGCCAUUUCCGAGGCGCGCAAGGCCUGGGAAGCCACCCUGGCUAACGGGGCCUUCGUCAAGGACGAUGACAACGCCAACGCCACCACUCCGACCGACGCUCAACCCGCAGGAGCGCGAGCCAUCGAAGAGAACUGGAAACAGGACGUCAAGGACACGAUGCGUGCCUGCAUCGGGGCCAGCAUCGCCAUCGAGACGGUGAAAAAGGCCCUCGCAGCUCGGUCCGCCCAACCAGGCGGUCCCGCUCCCACCGGUGCAGGUGCAGCUGGCGAUCUUGAAACCGCGAACCCCUCCAACCCGCUGCGUCUCCACGUGAACAUCCCCGAGACAGGAUCCAAGACGCGUUGGCAUGAUUGGUGGGUGGUUCCCCAGGUGUCGCAGAUCGCGAGCCCACCGUGA